Messenger RNA from Knipowitschia caucasica, 1044 nucleotides. The record is from the annotation of a GenBank genome assembly. NCBI's taxonomy places the organism in Eukaryota, Metazoa, Chordata, Actinopteri, Gobiiformes, Gobiidae.
AUGGUAACGAUGGCACCAGCCUCGGUUGUCCCCGCCCUCACCUCCAUCUCCAUGGUAACGAUGGCACCAGCCUCGGUUGUCCCCGCCCUCACCUCCAUCUCCAUGGUAACGAUGGCGCCAGUCAACAAAUCUGGGAAAAGAGGGAAGAGCAAAAGAAGUGUUCGCCCCCAUGCCUCUGGCUCGGUCCCGGGCUCGGGGAGAGCGCCCCCUGCUGACGACCUGCGGAGGAACUCAGAAAGCUCCGAGGAGUUUCUGCAGAGGCUCGUGCGCACUCUGAAGGUGGACGAACAGGGCCUGUCCCCGCUCCACGUGGCCUGUAUGCAGGGUCAGCUGGGCAGCCUGCAGCACAUGUUGGAGUCCGGCGAGUGGUGGAUCAACAGCAGCGACGACUCCCAGGGACGCAGGCCUCUUCACAUGUUCCUUAGCAUCCAGAGUUCUCCUCAAGCUUUGACCUGCCUGCGCUACCUCCUGCAGCAAGGGGCUGACGUCAAUCUUCCCACCGCCUCAGGCCAGACCCCGCUGCACGUGGCGGCGGCUGAGGGGCAGAUGGCAUAUGCUCAGAUCCUGGUAGAAGCUGGAGCCGACCUGUUCGCCCGGGACCACUCCGGACUCCUGCCUUUGGACAUGGCCCGGAUGUGGAAUCACAGAAGCAUCGGCAGGUAUCUCAAAGACUGCAUGUGGCGUGAACAAAACAAUAAGGAUUUAGAAGCGAGGAUGCAAACUCAAACGUUAUACUGCGAGCUGAUGGAUUGUGAUAAACGGGAAAAGAUAAACAAAAAGCCGACAAUUGAUAAAAACGUUGCAGAGUGGGCCAAUAAAAAGGGGAUAUCACUGAGGAAGGAGUUUUGCCCUGAAGUCCUUGAUACGAUUCAGAGAGUGUUGUUCCCUCGAGACUUCCCCCCCAGGAUCCCAGCGCUCGGUCCCUUCCAGCCCAAAGGCAUAGAGGGCGUGCAGCACAGGGCCUGUCCCCAGGGUCGAAGCAGCUCAGCCUGGACAGACGUGGCCAUGCACCUGCAGGAGACGCUGGAGCCCGGACACUACUGA